AUCUCUCUCUCUCUCUCUCUCUCUCUCUCUCUCCUUACGCGCGCGCUGCUGUUCGCGUUUCUUUUGAACCAGGCUCAGGAGCGCUAACGUGAUCACGUGACCGCGUGCCGCACGUCACUGGUCACGUGUUUCUGGCGGACGGAAUCAAGCGUUGGUACAGUGUUGUGUUUUCAGCACGCGCGCUUCAGUAAAGUUGUGUCAGUAAUUUUUAAAGACUUUCCAAAGGCUUAUGAAAAGCUUUGUAGCAAGCGGAAGUCAUACAAGUGAGGCUCGCUAAUGAGCACAGUCACACUGUGUUAAUGAAGAAAAUAUACGAAUUAAAAAGUUAACUUUAGCAAGUCCAGAGAUCCGUGUUGCAGAGCAGGGGAAGAGUUAAGGGUUAGGGUUAGGGAUUAAUCAACAUAUAUAGCAGAGUUUAUCUUAACGCUUACAGCACCAUGAACACAGCUACUUUCUUUCUGCUGCAAGCUGUUUCGCUAAAAGCUCUGUGCUUGUGCCUGAACAGGACAUCAGAACAAAGACCAAGUAUAGUGAUGGUCAUGUCCGAUUCAUUUGAUGGAAGAUUGACCUUUCACCCUGGGAAUAAAGUUGUCCAGCUCCCAUAUAUUAACUACAUGAGGCAGAUGGGUGCGAUCUUCCUCAACUCCUACACAAAUUCUCCCAUUUGUUGUCCUUCAAGGGCAGCUAUGUGGAGUGGGAAAUUCGUCCAUUUAACUCAGGCCUGGAACAAUUACAAAUGCCUUGCUCCCAAUGCCACUACAUGGAUGGAUGAUCUGCAGAAAGCUGGGUAUCACACCCACCGUAUGGGGAAGCUAGACUACACAUCAGGGGGCCACUCGGUCAGCAAUCGUGUGGAGGCGUGGACCAGAGAAGUGGCAUUUCUUCUGAGGCAGGAGGGUCGUCCAGUGGCAGACUUAGUAGGUAACAGAUCCACAGUUAGAGUCAUGACCAAAGACUGGAACACCACAGACAGUGCUGUGCAGUGGAUCAGACAGAAAGCCACAGCUCUGUCACAGCCCUUUGCUCUGUAUCUGGGGCUGAAUCUGCCUCAUCCAUACUGCACAGAGGAGCUGGGUCCCACUGCUGGAGGCUCCACCUUCCGCACCUCACCCUACUGGCUCAAAAAGGUUUCCACGGAGCAAGUUUCCCUCCCAAAGUGGUUGCCGUUUUCUCAAAUGCACCCUGUUGAUUAUUAUUCCACCGUCACCAAAAACUGCAGUGGCAACUUUUCUGAGCAGGAGAUCAGAGACAUCCGAGUCAGUUAUUAUGCCAUGUGUGCCGAAACAGACAGCAUGCUUGGUGAAGUGAUUGCUGCUCUCAGAGACACAGGUUUAUUAAACAGCACAGUCGUGCUUUUCACCUCGGAUCAUGGCGAUCUGGCCAUGGAGCACAGGCAGUUCUAUAAGAUGUCCAUGUUUGAAGGCAGCUCCCACGUUCCCUUACUUAUGAUGGGGCCAGGGGUUAAGUCUGGGACUGAGAUCAGUUUACCGGUCUCUCUCGUAGACCUGUAUCCUUCUGUACUUGACUUUGCAGGUAUCUCAAUCCCACAUGGUUUGAGUGGUCACUCUCUGGUCCCUCUGAUCUCACAGAGUAAUAAGCAGUCCACCAAACCUCACCCUGGCUGGAUACUCAGUGAAUACCAUGGCUGCAAUGCUAACGCCUCCACAUACAUGCUAAGGAUGGAUAAGUGGAAGUACAUCACGUAUUCAGAUGGCUUGAGUGUCCCACCACAACUAUUUGAUCUGUCUAUGGAUGAAGCUGAGCUAAAGAACGUGGGAUCCCGUUACCCUGUCAUGUGUCAGCACCUGGACAAGCUGCUGCGCUCAGUGGUGGAUUAUCCCAACGUCACCGAGGCCGUCCGCCAAUACAACAAGCAGGAGUUUCUGCAGUGGAAGCAGAGUCUUGGGAACAAUUACACACAGGUCAUUGCCAACCUGCGCUGGCACGUGGACUGGCAAAAGAACGUACAAAAUAAUGAGAAAGCGAUUGAGGACUGGCUUGACAGGUUACAAUGAUCUAACACUGUUCAAAGUCUCCCAGAAUCAAAUACACAAAACAGGACUGAAAACUUGCUACAAAAUCACUGUUUCAUUUGUAAUUGUGUCUUUCUUGCAUUAUUUGUUUAAAAAUGGAUCCAACUUAAUUCACUAAUACUCAUUCUGGUGCUUCUGGUAGUGGGAUUUAACAGAGUAAGAUAUUUUAUAUUAUAAACAAAUAAUUUUUUUAUCUUAUUGUACAUUAAAUAAAUCCCUUGAGCUGCAAUGCAAUAUGCAAAUGCAAUAUUCAUAACAUUUAUUGACCACAUUUAUUGAUUUUUUGCCUGUACCUUUUUUUUAAACAGAGAGAAUUGUUCUACUUUUAUAAGCAAUGCUUUUGUGUAGUUGUUACAUUAAUUUAUUGUAAAUUAAGUAUUGUGUAUAAAGCCAUUGAUAUUUUAGUAAUAAAUUCAUUAAAAUUAAA
Molecule: messenger RNA, 2460 nt
Organism: Pangasianodon hypophthalmus (striped catfish)
Lineage: Eukaryota; Metazoa; Chordata; Actinopteri; Siluriformes; Pangasiidae
Gene: arsk
Product: arylsulfatase family, member K
Exons: 8
Coding region: 438-2015 (525 amino acids)
Source: RefSeq, a predicted model, not a curated record